AUGGAGAGCGUGGAUGAAAAUGGAGGAAGCCGCCUUGUGGUGACCGAGCUGGGCUACAUCAAGGAGCUGGUGAGGCAGCUGGACGUCAACCUGGGAGGCUGCCCCGACCACUGCAAGCGCCUGGCCGCCCAGAUCUUCGCCGUGACCGAGAGGUCCAUCGGCAUGAUCAGGUCCGGCCACUUCGACUGCCGGAAGCGCUCCGCCGCCGGCCUCGACUCGCCGCCGUUCUCCGCGACGCCCAGCCCCCUGAGCGACGUCUCCGGCGUGCCUUUCCAUGCCAACAACAAGAAGAGGAAGACAAUGGAGAAACGGAAACAUCAGGUCAGGGUGAGCUCGGAGGGAGCAGGAGCGGAGACCCCAGUCGACGACGGCCACAGCUGGAGGAAGUACGGCCAGAAGGACAUUCUUGGAGCCAAGCACCCAAGGGGGUACUACCGCUGCACGCACCGCAAAUCCCAGGGGUGCGCGGCGACCAAGCAGGUGCAGCGCGCCGACGAGGACCCGGCGCUCUUCGACGUGAUCUACCACGGCGAGCACACCUGCGUUCACAAGACGGUGGCCGCCGCGGCGGCCAUGGUGCAGCCGGCGGAGGAGAACCCGGACGCUCGUAGGCAUCUGCAGAACCUGAGCACGAGCCUGACAGUGAACACCGAGGGGCUCACGGCGACGACGGGUCAUCAGGGCUGCGGCACCACCACGUCCUUCUGCUUCUCCUCGCAGGCGGUGAGCGCGCUGACGACGCCGCAAGAGCACUACCCGUUCUCCAUGCCGUCGACGCCGGAGAACUGCUUUGGACAGGGCGCGUCGCUGUCGACGUCCCUUGAACCCUCGCCGGUAACCUCGGACUCGAACCGCUUCUCCAUGAACCCGUUCCAGGCGGAGUGGAGGGCGCAGUCUGAGUACGACGAGGUGGUGUCCGCGCUCGUGGCCGCGGGGACGAUGCCGGCGCUCGCCAUGGAGAUGGAGGAGAACGCCUUCUCGAUGGACGGGUUUGAGUUCGACGUUUCUUGCUUCUUUGCAUCAGACGAUUGA
Messenger RNA from Triticum turgidum subsp. durum (durum wheat), 1032 nucleotides. Lineage: Eukaryota; Viridiplantae; Streptophyta; Magnoliopsida; Poales; Poaceae. The record is from the annotation of a GenBank genome assembly.